AUGGCACGGGAGACCGCAUUACGAAACGGACAUGGAUUAACGGCACCGAAUAUCGACUCAUCAUUGCUUCCACAAGUGCAUGUGGGGAAAAUAGCAUCUGGUGACGUGGUAUUGAGAGAUGGCGCUAUACGAGACAAGUUCAUCCAAGAAAACGACGUGGUAGGAUUUGAGAUGGAGGGUGCGGGAGUCUCGUUCACGUUCCCUACAGUUGUUAUCAAAGCCGGCUGCGAUUAUGCUGACAGCCACAAGAAGAAAAAUUGGCAGGAGUGGGCUGCAAUGACUGCUGCAUCUUGUGCUAAGGCUUUCCUAGGUCAACUCCAGAUGGGCAUUGCUCCCAAUGUCAGACACGUCAGUGCUGUUAUAGGCAAGCCUGGUUCAGGGAAAUCUACCCUAAUGCGAUUCAUCGACCGCAACUUGCGUGAACUAUCUCGUGCAUCGGCAACCACUGGAUGGACAGCCAAUGCGCAUAUACUGCAAGCAAGCUGCUACUUUUGGCACGGAGGAUCUCAAGACCAACGCUCGCUUGGCGGUCUGUUGAAGUCUUUAGUUUAUCAGCUCUACCUCCAGUCACCAAAGACACUGUUCCAUGCUGUUAGCGGUCGUCGACGACUCGAUGCGCUUAUGUUGGUCCGACGGAAUCGUACUUUCGAGAGCGAAUUCGGAAGGGGCGUAACAUUCAGCCCGUCCGAGGGCAGUCUCGCUGGACGACAAAAUCCUUGGACGAUUUCAGAGCUGCAGCACUUUCUAGUCACGGCCUUGCAGCGGAAACGAUCUAUGCAGUCUGGUCUGGAAAAAGCAACUAAAUACGUGCUACUAAUCGACGGACUUGAUGAGUACGAUGGAACGGACCUCGAAUGCCAAACAAUGGUCAAGCUGCUCGUCUCUCUUGCUCGUGAGCAUGUCCAAAUUUGUCUAUCAAGCAGGCCGUGGGUUGUGUUUAAAGUGGCUUUUGCUAAAUAUCCUGAACUUCGGCUCGAAGAUCUCACUCGAAAGGACAUUGAAACGUUCGUCAAUGGUAACCUGCAAAGUGAUGAGAAUUUCCAGCAAUUGAAGGUUCUCAAAUCCGACUUGGUCAAAAUUGUCUCUGAUAUGAUUAUCGUCAAAGCCAAUGGAGUCUUUCUAUGGGUCCGCCUAGUUGUCGCUGAUGUACUCAGGCUUGCACGCGAUGGCUGCAAGGUCAAUCAGUUACUGGACAUCCUGAAUUCGGGACCACCAGACCUGGAAGCCCUCUUUACACGAAUAAUAGAGUCUGUCAAUCCUCUUUAUCAUGAAGAAGCAUCGAUUUUUCCCCAAGUAGCACUCUGCAAGCUCGAUUGGAAAUCUGAAGGCAGACUGUUCGAUGGUCCACCAGUGGACCUCUUGCAUUUUUGUGGAGAAGACAUCACUCCCAACUUUGUGAGUGGCUCGAAUUUUCAGCCGAUCAAUCUUAACGACGAGGCUGCUUUUCGUAUGCGACUAGCAAUACUUGACCGACUGCUCACCAGCCGGUGUAUGGGUCUUCUAGAGUGGCACUGCAAUGACGCCUUGAAUCCGUUCGUGCCUCGCCGGGUAGACUUCAUGCACCGAACCGUAAGCGACUAUCUUCUCACCGAGGAGGGGCAAGGAAUUCUCUCUCGAUUCGGCGACGGGCUCUUUGAUGCACAUCUUUUCCGCUGCAAUACUCUUGUUGCCGAUGUUAUCGCACUAUCUCAAUUGCCACUAUCCAAGCUCACCCACCUGACUCGGCUACGUUUGGUUCAUUGUUUCUUUGGCCAAGUCGAGCAACGAGCAAGCAAUGAAGUGAUGUUCGACGCUUUUGAUGUUCUCAUUUCGGCACUUCAACUUGACGAGACGAAAUGGGAAGAACUCAACGCUAAUUUAGACUCGACACACGAGUACUCUUCCACAUUGUUGGUACGUGCAACGACAGCGUGGCAAAAGGAUAAGAGCAAUAUCUUGAGCCUAGCCAUUAUCUUGGGUUGGGAGAAAUAUGUGAUGAAGAGACUUACCACAAGUUUGCUUCGCAGAAAGAUGGGGCGCCCCUUGUUGGAUUACGCCUUGAUCCCGGGGUCGGACAUCGACAUUUCACCAAACGUCAACGUCGUGAAUCACCUGCUACUCACGGGUGCAAAUCCGAACGAGGAAUUCCAAGGGGCAAGCCUCUGGGUGCGCUACUUGAUGAGCUUUCAAGACUUCGGAGUUUGCGACAUGACAGUCAAUUUGGAGACAUUGAUGCUGCUGGGACAACACGGAGCUGCGCGACACGUUUCAGAGUGCGAAGUGCGGUCACUGUUUCGCGAAGAUCUGCUACCAGACGACAGACCGAUAACGCUGCCGGAAGUGCUCAAGCAGUAUCGUGUUCAGCAGCUACCUGGCACGACCGGGAAAUAUUACGACACACUGGAUCUGCUAGAAGCCAUAGGGCGGACAAGACGCUCAGCCUCCGGAUUCCGAUUUGAGGGCAGGGACAGAGACUUGUUUGAGACUUGUUGGCCCAGGACUUCGGUAGAAGCUGGGUCAGCCCGACGUGGAAAGUCCUCCAAAAACAAGGAGAGAUACAAGCGACGCGAUCCAGCAGUCACUAAAAUCUCAAACUGUCCCAUGAAUGUCGACAGGGACUCGGAAUUCAACAUUGGCUAA
Exophiala bonariae is the source of this 2619-nucleotide messenger RNA. RefSeq lists its product as uncharacterized. Bases 1 to 2619 code for a protein of 872 amino acids. Gene Ontology annotation, molecular function: catalytic activity. The transcript is spliced from 2 exons. Gene Ontology annotation, biological process: nucleoside metabolic process. The record is from RefSeq and is a predicted model, not a curated record. NCBI's taxonomy places the organism in Eukaryota, Fungi, Ascomycota, Eurotiomycetes, Chaetothyriales, Herpotrichiellaceae.